Molecule: messenger RNA, 7480 nt
Organism: Rana temporaria (common frog)
Lineage: Eukaryota; Metazoa; Chordata; Amphibia; Anura; Ranidae
Gene: ATP8B4
Product: ATPase phospholipid transporting 8B4 (putative)
Biological process (GO): Golgi organization; phospholipid translocation
Cellular component (GO): plasma membrane
Molecular function (GO): ATPase-coupled intramembrane lipid carrier activity; ATP binding; ATP hydrolysis activity
Source: RefSeq, a predicted model, not a curated record
UAUAGAGAUCACAGUGUAUUGUAGGAGUAUAGGUGUGGGUAGGACUGUCGGGUGUGUUGGCGGUCUCCUCCUCCUCCAUGCAGCCGGCUGAUCUCCGGUCUCCCGGGGCCCCGGUGAUGGUGAUGAGGGUGGCGGAAGCUCGGAGAUUCCCCCAGUAGCGGACGCCUCCUCCUCGGGCUGUGACUUCAUCCUCAGCCCCGGAGCUCCAGAGCCGGCCCGGCCCCACCCUCCUCCGUCCGCUGGAAGAUGAUUGUUUACCUAACGGGCUCGGAUCACGCUAUCAUACUUCGUACAUUUCUACAGUGGGAUCUUCAGAGAUAAGAUCCUCCCAUUUCCCUGCAGAUGAAUCAGGCUAUACCAUAGCUACUUUGGGAGGUGACUGGAUUCUACAAUGAUUUGUAGCAAAACAAAAAAGCUUGAGGAGGAACGUCGAGUCAAAGCGAACGACCGAGACUACAAUGAAAAGUUUAAUUAUGCAAAUAAUGCCAUCAAGACGUCCAAGUAUAAUAUACUUACGUUCCUGCCCAUCAAUUUGUUUGAACAAUUCCAGCGAGUUGCGAAUGCAUAUUUUCUAUUCCUGCUGAUAUUACAGCUGAUUCCCGAAAUUUCUUCCUUGUCAUGGUUUACCACCAUUGUGCCUUUAGUUCUUGUAUUGACCAUCACUGCUGUUAAAGAUGCCACUGAUGACUAUUUCCGUCAUAAGACUGAUAAUCAAGUUAACAAUCGGCAGUCUCAGGUUCUUCUCAGUGGCAGACUACAGAAUGAAAAAUGGAUGAAUGUAAAAGCGGGAGAUAUCAUCAGACUGGAGAAUAAUCAGUUUGUGGUUGCUGACUUGCUCCUCCUCUCAAGCAGUGAACCACAUGGCCUGUGUUACGUGGAAACAGCUGAGCUUGAUGGGGAAACAAAUUUAAAGGUUCGGCAAGCUCUACCAGUGACAGCAGACCUUGGAGAAGAUAUUUCCAGGCUUGCAACGUUUGAUGCGGAAGUCUUGUGUGAACCUCCAAACAACAAGCUUGACAAGUUUAAUGGAACACUAAUCUGGAAAGACUGCAAGUAUUCAUUAAAUAAUGGCAAGAUGCUGUUGAGAGGUUGUGUGCUCAGAAACACUGAAUGGUGCUUUGGAAUGGUCAUCUUUGCAGGGCCAGAUACUAAAUUAAUGCAGAACAGUGGUAAAACUAAAUUUAAAAGAACCAGCAUUGAUCGGCUAAUGAAUACUCUAGUUUUAUGGAUAUUUGGUUUCCUGGUAUGCAUGGGGAUUAUUUUAGCUGUUGGGAAUUCUAUUUGGGAGCACCAUGUGGGCAGUCGUUUCAGAGUCUACUUAUAUUGGGAUGAGGUGGUUAAUAGCGCUAUUUUCUCAGGAUUCCUCACAUUCUGGUCUUACAUCAUCAUACUGAAUACUGUAGUGCCCAUUUCGCUUUAUGUAAGUGUUGAAGUUAUUCGCCUGGGACAUAGUUACUUUAUCAACUGGGACCGUAAAAUGUAUUACUCUAAAAGAGGCACUCCAGCCGAAGCCCGGACCACUACUUUAAAUGAGGAAUUAGGGCAGAUAGAGUAUAUAUUUUCUGACAAAACAGGGACUCUUACUCAGAAUAUAAUGACAUUUAAUAAAUGUUCAAUCAAUGGAAGAUUAUAUGGUCAGGUACGGGAUGAACUGGGUCGAAAAAUGGAAAUUACAGAGAAAACACCACCAGUGGACUUCUCAUUUAAUACACUUGCAGAUAGCAAGUUUCAGUUUUAUGAUCACAGCUUAAUUGAGUCUAUAAAGCUGGAGGAGCCCCAUGUGCAGGAGUUUUUCAGAUUGUUGUCUCUCUGUCAUACCGUCAUGUCUGAAGAAAAAAUUGAAGGGAAACUGAAUUACCAAGUGCAAUCACCGGAUGAAGGUGCAUUAGUUACCGCUGCUCGAAACUUUGGUUUCAUAUUCAAGUCCCGAACGCCUGAGACCGUUACUGUGCAAGAAAUGGGGAGAAUUGUAACAUAUCAACUCUUAGCAAUAUUAGAUUUUAACAAUGUCAGGAAAAGAAUGUCUGUCAUAGUGCGGAACCCAGAAGGACAGAUUAAACUUUAUUGUAAAGGAGCAGACACUAUUUUAUUUGAAAGGCUCCAUGUCAAUAGUGAAGAAUUAAUGUACAUCACGUCAGAUCACCUCAAUGAGUGUGCAGGGGAGGGCCUGCGGACUUUAGCCUUGGCAUAUAAAGACCUCAGUGAAGAUUACUUUAAAUGGUGGCUGAGGAUCCAUCAUGAAGCCAGCAUUGCUUUGGAGAACAGGGAGGAACGGCUGGCAGAUGCUUAUGAACAAAUAGAAAGUGAUAUGAUGCUACUAGGUGCUACUGCAAUAGAAGACAAGCUGCAAGAAGGAGUGACAGAUACUAUUGCUAGUCUCCUGCUGGCCAACAUCAAGCUUUGGAUCCUAACUGGAGACAAGCAAGAAACUGCUAUGAACAUUGGUUACUCUUGCCACAUGCUCACAGAUGACAUGAAUGAUAUUUUUGUAAUCUCUGGUCGCACAGUAACAGAGGUUCGAGAAGAACUGAGGAAAGUUAAAGAAGCAACAUUUGGACAGAGCAGAAGCCUUUUCAAUGGCCACCAAUUCUCUGAGAAAAUGAACGACAUAAAGCUGGAAUCUGUGUAUGAGGAAACUGUAACUAGUGAAUAUGCCUUAAUCAUAAACGGACACAGUCUGGCACAUGCCUUAGAAGCAGACAUGGAGAAAGAUUUCCUGGAGAUCGCAUGUAUGUGCAAGACUGUGAUCUGCUGCAGAGUCACUCCUCUUCAAAAAGCACAAGUGGUGGAACUAGUGAAGAAGUAUAAAAAAGCAGUUACUCUGGCCAUAGGGGAUGGUGCGAAUGAUAUCAGUAUGAUAAAAAGUGCUCAUAUAGGAGUUGGCAUCAGUGGACAAGAGGGCAUGCAAGCAGUGCUGGCCAGUGAUUACUCCUUUUCUCAGUUUAGAUACUUGCAAAGACUUCUUCUAGUUCAUGGUCGCUGGUCCUAUUUCCGAAUGUGCAAAUUCCUCUGCUAUUUCUUCUAUAAAAAUUUUGCCUUUACACUAGUUCAUUUCUGGUUUGGAUUCUUUUGUGGCUUCUCCGCCCAGACAGUCUAUGACCAGUGGUUUAUUACACUUUUCAAUAUUGUAUAUACGUCACUUCCUGUCCUAGCCAUGGGGCUGUUUGAUCAGGAUGUGAAUGAACAGAACUGUAUGGACUACACUAAACUCUAUGAGCCUGGUCAGCUGAAUCUAUUAUUCAACAAGCGAAGAUUUUUUAUAUGUGUAUUGCAUGGGAUUUACACCUCUUUUGCCCUGUUCUUUAUACCUUUUGGUGCAUUUUUUAAUACGGCCGGAGAGGAUGGAAAACACAUAGCAGACUAUCAGUCUUUUGCCGUCACUGUUGCUACAAGCCUGGUAAUAGUGGUCAGCGUCCAGAUUGGCCUGGACACCAGCUACUGGACCGCUAUUAACCAUUUCUAUAUCUGGGGCAGCCUUGCUGUGUACUUUUCUAUCUUAUUUGCCAUGCACGGAGAUGGGAUCUUUGAUAUUUUCCCCAGUCACUUUCCAUUUGUGGGAAAUGCUAGAAAUUCUCUAAGUAACAAAAGCGUUUGGCUUGUGAUAUUCCUGACCACUGUGAUUUGUGUCAUGCCUGUGUUGACUUAUCGAUUCUUGAAAGUAGAUCUGAGUCCUACACUAAGUGAUAAGGUUCGAUAUUUACAGCAGGCUAAGAAGAAACGGAAACCCCUGGCAAACCAUAUGCGCCGGGUACACAGAACUAGUUCCAGAAGAUCAGGUUAUGCUUUCGCUCACCAAGAAGGCUAUGGUGAACUUAUUACAUCUGGUAAAAAUAUGCGUUUAAAUGUCCCCCAAUCCUCUUCAAGCUUAGCAAGAACAAUGCUCAGUGGCAGCACAAGCUGGAUAGAAAAUUUACGAAAGAAAACUGCAGAGAAUUUUAAUACCUUCAGCAGUGACAAAUCUACAAAACUAUGAAGUUUGGAUCUUGACUUUUUUUUAAAAACUUUAAGCUGUGGCCAUAUUUUUGCACUGUGUUUCUCCACACCAAAGGAGAUAAUUUAUGUCUUCUAAAAGUGAUUCAUCUUGAAUUUGCAAAGUUUUGCAUUGUAAAAUCAUUUGACAACAUCAUUAUGCUGUUUAUGAAAAUAAUUUCUUCACACGCACCCCUACCUUUCCAAAUAUUGCUGAAGAGUCCCUGUAACUGAACAUUGGUGGAACACCAUACUGUGAUAAAGAACAAUAACAUGGCACUGUAGACUUAUUGGUUUUGACCAACAGCUGUUUAGACAAAGUUUUUACUGAUUGUCCCAUUCAUUUGGGUUAUGCUCAUAUAUGCAUCACAAUAUUUUGGAAUUUUUUUAAGUUUGUAAAUGUACACUAAUGGUACACCUUUAGCUGGAUUUUUUUUCUUUUGUAAAAUGAUUGUUAUACGUUUUAUUCCAAGUAUCUAGCAUACUCCAGAGAAGUAUCUUAAAUGUUUCAGACCUAUAAAAAUGUUAUACUUUUUGGAUGCAAGGUGAUAUUCUUCUCCCAGUCAAUAACAAAUUUAAAAUGUAUUUCUAUAAAGCCGAAUCCUUAGUUUAUAGCUGACAUAGGAGGAUUUCCCUAGAAACAGAAGAGUUAUGUAUUUUCUGUAGCUUCUGUAGCUGCCUAUUGUAUUCGUAUGUAAAAUAGAUAUCCCUUUAGAGAGCAAUAUAUAUCUUUGGUAUGGCCAGUGCUUAGUGUGCACUUAAAUAUAAAAGUAUACAUUUCAGGUUUGUUCCAGGUAGGAAAAAAAACAUUCCUUAUAAUACAGGAUGAAUGUCUAUUUUACAUUUCAGCCUUUUAAGCAUUAUGAAUGUAAGAACUGGUGCCGUAAAUACGUUAGGUGUUUUAGUGGCUUAGGUUGAGCUGAAUUUUUGUAGAACUAAGGACUUAACUGCUCUUUAUUUUGAUGUCUAUUCCUUCUUAGUAGGGGAGAGGACUUACAUAGACACCAAUGAUCUCAGUGAAAUAACAGAAUUCAUCUACUCAGCCUUUGACAGAUAUUCGAUAAUGGCCAAAUAUGUAAAGUAGUGUAUUUCUUCCUUCCUAAAGAGGAGGUCCAGCCCCCCCUAAUAAAAAAACGUCAGUUACAAAUACUGCAACUGCUGACAUUUAAUAUUAGGACACUUACCUUGUCCAGGGAGGCUGCGAUCUUUGAAUCGGCUGCCGGGUGCAGCUGCUACGCUUUCUAAUUGGUCCGAUGGCGGAGGAAGGAGGAGGGGCCAAACUUCCGAGAGAUGGCGCCGUGGCCCUGUGUCCCGGAAGUGGGGAAUGGUACCUGUCUAAAACAGGUACCUAUCCCCCCCCCCCUGAAAGGUGCCAAAUCUGGCACUGGGAGGGAGGAGACAGAUGUGUGGAAGUUCCACUUUUGAGUGUAACUCCGCUUUAACAUCUCUUUUUGUCUGGUGUGCAUUAGGAUAGUUGGUCAGAUACUGCAUAGCAAUUAAUCGUUUAUGCAAAGCCCUCUACCCCUCCUCCAGUUUGGGAGGUAAAAUGCAAUGAAACGAGCAUGUAUACAUAACCUCUCAUGGUACAAAUACUUUUACUUGCUGUAAGAUAAAACAAAGAUCUUUAACUUCUUGGCUUGAAUUUUGUUCUGAUAUCUCAACUUCUGUUGUCUGAUUAGCAUUUAUAGUUGUAGAUUGACUUUAUGUGCACUUUGAAUUUCUGGAUUACCUGUGAAUUUGUACCAAUGAAGCCAUGUACUCAGGGGAGAUAUCCAUUUAUACAAUUUUACAGCUCUGUUCAAACUUCCCAUCCUAUCUGUUCUCAUAAACACAAGAGUGCACUAGACAACUACAUCGCCAGCCUUACAUCUAUCCAAUCUAAGAAUCUGUACCAAGUAGACUAUUAUAAUCUUCACCAUUUAGGCAUGGUUGAGAUUUGAAUCUCAACGUUACUAAUGAUACUUAUACCUGUAGGUUUUAGCCCUUUUCUAACCACCCAUAUUAAUAUCUCAUUUGUGGAGCACCUACACACAUUAUGAAUAGUGUACAAAUCACCUGCUGUAGGCCUAUACCCCCAAUACUCAUUGUAGCACUACAUUCAGGAUAUCAUUAUCGUAAACAGCACUCACAUAGUGAUCACAUUACAAAGCUAACGCAAUACAUUUUUUUCUAGUCCUAAAAGAGUGAAAAAAUAAGGACAAGAAACGAUUAAAGGCCAUGUGAUAAAUUAUUCUUCAGCUCCUACAUUUAUGAAGAACCUAGGCAAUGAGAUCUCCUAGUUGGAAUUCCCUGCCCUGCCCUCGAGGUCAAGUAAGAAAGUUUUGGUUCCCAUGCUGCUUUCUUUGUAAUAUAAAAUAAAUUGCAAGUCCGGUGGUGACCUCCUUAUAAUUGCUACCACACAUUGAUGGAAGCCAGAGUUGCUGAAGUCACCAAAUAAUACCAGUGGGAUGAUUCAGCCUGACAGCAUAAAUCCAAAAUGUAAAUAUCAGUCUCAGGUGAACCGAUCCUAUAAAAAAUACUAAGAGGAGAAUGGCUUUUUAGCAUUGAACCAUUUCCAUUUAUGUUGUGUUCUUCACUUUUGCCUUUUUGUUCCUUUACUCAAAUGUGCUCUAUUGAACCCUCUAGCUUUGGAUCCUGUUCUCGGGCUGACUACGUAUGUAUUCAGGAUGCUCUAGAGGCAGAAUAAUAAUCCUACUCAUAGUACAUCCCACUUAGGAAACGUGGGAUCCUAGAGUAACGUCGUCGUCGGUAAUUUAGCUAAAACAGCGGCAAAAGCUCAUCCUGCAAGACACCAAAGUAAUUAUCUUUCCAGUCAGAUCUCCAAAACUUGUUAUGCUUUGUUUAUUUGCAUACUAGAAAGAGGGUGUUGUCUUUCACUUUUUCACCCUAGGAUUGUUAACCAUCUGCUCCAGCUAUGCACAAACACCUGGAUCUGCAAUACAUUUGGGCAAGAACUGACUCUGAAUGGUCCAGUUCAUAUAAAACAAAGUAACUGAUUAUUCUUAUGUUGUGCUACGUCAAACCACAUCUUUUUAUUGCUUGCAAUGUUUGGUUGCUAGACGACAGCUGAAAAAUCCUUAUUAUGCUGGGAAACAAAUAAGCUUUAUUACGUUGAACAGUUUGUACUGUCUUUGACUUGUUUGCUUAUUGUCUUUAUUUUGUUUUAAUGUUUGGAAAACACAAUCCUGAUAGGGUAUGCUAUGUUUUGUAUUUACAGAAGCAAAAAUGCUAUUUGAGGUAUAAAUAUAUGUAUACAGUAAAUAUAUAUUUAGAAUUGUCAAGCUUUAUUAUUUUGGGUACUUGUAUAGAUUAGUUUAGAUUUCUAUAAAUCGUAUGGCUUUUGUUUUGUGCAAUAGAGACAUUUACAAAUCUGUCUGUGCGCAUGAUGUCAUACCAAAGAGUUUGCGCUCUUUUGUAAUAUUAUAAGGUUUACAUAUGUACAUAGUGUUCCAUAAUUUAUUCAAGCUCUUUAUAUACAAAAUAUUUUCUAUAAAUAUACAGUUUCUAAGUA